Molecule: messenger RNA, 300 nt
Organism: Komagataella phaffii GS115
Lineage: Eukaryota; Fungi; Ascomycota; Pichiomycetes; Pichiales; Pichiaceae
Product: Protein required for cytochrome c oxidase assembly
Exons: 1
Coding region: 1-300 (99 amino acids)
Biological process (GO): mitochondrial respiratory chain complex IV assembly
Cellular component (GO): mitochondrial intermembrane space
Source: RefSeq, a predicted model, not a curated record
AUGUCUGCAAAUCCUGGAAACAAGCUUUCUUCCUGGAAUCCAACACCUCCUCAAAGAGGGGCUUUCCCUUUAGAUCAUUUUGGGGAUUGCACGGAACCAAUGAAAAAAUACAUGGAAUGUUUGAAAUUGGUAAAAAAUGAUAAUGCUCCAAAUUGUCGCCAAUUGGCAAAGAAAUAUUUGGACUGUAGGAUGAACAAUGAGCUGAUGGAUAGAGUUCCGUGGGAGGAUCUGGGGUUCAAUGAUGAGCCUAAGAGGAAGGAUGCUCCAGUUAAACAAGAUGCAGGAACAAAGGAAAAUUGA